Messenger RNA from Knipowitschia caucasica, 696 nucleotides. The record is from the annotation of a GenBank genome assembly. NCBI's taxonomy places the organism in Eukaryota, Metazoa, Chordata, Actinopteri, Gobiiformes, Gobiidae.
AUGUUUUCAUCUCUAGGUCAUGGAACAAUCUUCUUUACAUUUGCUCAUGACCCGAUUGAAGAGUACUAUUUCAUCAACCAGUCCAAAAGCUGGAGUGAGGCUCAGCAGUACUGCAGAGAGCACUUCACUGACCUGGCCACGAUUGAGAGAAAGGAGGACCUGAGCAGAGUCCACAUCCCGGCUGGUCAGGUGGCUUGGAUCGGUCUUCAUGAUGACCCUGCUGCGUGGUUUCAAGUCAUGACCAAUGCCUCCAACUCCUGGAGAUGGUCGCCACUGGGACCACCAGCCCUGGAGGCUUCCAGAACUGGGCUUCACCUCAGCCAGAUAAUAGGGAUGGCAGGUAUCAAACAGUUCUUUCGGAUGACUGACUUUCUUAGGACAUGGUUCCACUGCCAGACCGAGUGCAGAAAGAGUUACCAGGACCUGGCUCAGAUCGAGACUGCAGAGGAGAAGCAGGCUGCGAUGGCGGCCAUGACUGGAACGAAACAUGCCUGGAUCGGUCUGUACCGAAACACAUGGCUCUGGUCGGACCUCAGCAACAGCACCUUCAGGAAUUGGAAAACUGGAUCACCCAACAACAUAAAUAACAAUGAGCACUGUGUCCAUAUGAAUGAACACUGCCAAAUGGACGACGCCACCUGCUCCGAACCACAGAAGUUCGUCUGUCAUGAAGGUAUAGUUUCUCAAAGACUUUAG